Molecule: messenger RNA, 3213 nt
Organism: Penicillium angulare
Lineage: Eukaryota; Fungi; Ascomycota; Eurotiomycetes; Eurotiales; Aspergillaceae
Exons: 1
Coding region: 1-3213 (1070 amino acids)
Biological process (GO): DNA integration
Molecular function (GO): nucleic acid binding
Source: RefSeq, a predicted model, not a curated record
AUGUUGGACACGGCGGGCGAUCCAGUGGAAGCCGAAGGGAUUGGGACGGUGAAGCUCACGCUCUGGGGGAAGUUCAACCAACCCCUGGUGUUGAAAAACGUGUACUUCGCGCCACGCGUCGGGAUGAACCUGAUCAGCGUGCCGAAGUUGCUACGAGACCGCUACUCGGUGGUGGCGCACCCACAGAACGUCUUUGUGCAACGCCGAGGACGGACGGUGGGGACCGCCUACCAUGCGGAGGAGGAUCUGCUGAUCCUGCGGUGCCAUGUGAGCAAGAGAUCCCGAGAGCGAGUCCAACUGGCGAGGGCGCCGACGACCCAUGACCAUGCAGAUUCCCUGGAACCGCAGGCGGUGGCCAUGGACGUCGACGACCCUGAGGAGUCAAGUGGCGUAGGAUGCGCAUCGCCAACCUCUGAACUCGGUGGUGAAGCACGGAUACUCGAAGCAGAUGCGAGCACAGGAGUGGACCAGGCCUCCGAAGCGUUGUGGCACGCUCGAAUGGGACAUCUGAACCGGGGCGACUUGAGGGUGGUCCUCCGGCAGACCGGCACUCCGUACCGACCGCUGACGCAGGCGCAACUGCAGGCAACGCCGCAGUGCCCGGCGUGUAUGUCGGGUAAGCAGCAUCAGAAGAGGAACUCCCGCGCAAGACGGCCACGUCUGCAUUCAACGAGAAUUUUCGAAUUGAUUCAUUCGGACAUCAUGGGGAUGCCGAUCGCCAAGGACGGCUGCAGGUACGUGAUCACCUUUACUGACGAUUAUUCUCGGGGCUCAUGGGCCUAUGCCAUGAGAUGGAAGCAUGAAGCGCUCCAAAAGUUCCGACAGUUUGAGGCCUGGGUGCACCGACAGUUCGGCGCCCGGAUCCAACGCUUCCUGACCGACAAUGGAAGAGAGUAUCUGCCGGUCGGAACACACCUCGAACGCCAGGGAGUUGAGUUCGACACCUCGCCGCCAUACUGCAAGGGGCAGAAUGGGCUGGCGGAACGCACAAAUCGCACCAUCCGGGAGCGGAUGAACACGCUCCUGUCCGAUGCGAACCUUCCUCCUUCCUGGUGGACCGAGCUUUUGGAUACGGUGGUCUAUCUGAAGCUGCGCGCGCCAGCGUCGAUCUUACAGAAGAAGACUCCGUUUGAAGUGAUUUACGGGAAGCCACCCUUGCUCUUGCAUCUGCGACGGAUCGGCUCCCGUGCCCGGGUUUUGAUCCCAAAGGAACAUCGAGCAAAACUCGGGCCGCGAUCAUCCGAGUGCCGAUUACUGGGUUACUGUGAGCCGAACCAGUACAAGCUCUAUGAAAUACAUUCUGGAAAGACAGUCUUCUCCCGCGAUGUCGAGUUCGAUGAGCGGACCCCUGUGGCGCCACUCAUCGAGGGGGAAACAGGCAACGACCUCCCGGACAACGCUCCUCCAUCGACUGUCUCUCCAUCAAUUCCACGCUUAGCCAGUGGGCUGCCAACGCCCCCUGCAUCGCCAUUAUCUCUGUCGAAUGGGCAAGAGAAAAUGCCCGAGGAGAUCCCUCCAGUGGUCAAUCCAAUCGAACAGGGACUUGACGUGACCUCGGAUCUUGGGUACUCAAUCUACGGUCGCCGACGAAGACCGUCACGGCGUCUCCUGGAGUCACUCGGCAAAGUGUACUCGACAGGCGCAUUGAAAGCCAUUUCGGACAGACAAGUCGAUCCGGUCACUUUUGGCGAAGCUGUGUCAGGCGCAGACCAGCUGGACUGGUGGGCCGCUAUCCAGAAAGAGUACGCGUCCCUUCUCGAACACGGAACUUGGGAAAAGAUCCGGCGACAAGACGUUCCGGCCAGUGCUCAUGUGAUUGGCUGCAAAUGGGUCUUCAAGACCAAAGCGAACGGGAUGCGUAAAGCGCGGUUGGUCAUCAAAGGCUACCGGCAGAAACAGGGCGUCGACUUCCAUGAAACAUUUGCGGCUGUUUCCAGAAUGGACUCAGUCCGAUGCAUUGUCGCGAGCGCCGUGCUACGCGGAUGGAAACUCCACCAAUUCGAUGCAGUCACCGCCUUUCUUCAUGGAGAUAUCGACUCGUCUAUCUACAUGGAGUUGCCUGAAGGCUUCGAAGAGCCAGGGCACGUGUGUCGACUGCGCCGCUCACUAUAUGGUCUGAAGCAGGCUCCGCGGAUUUGGUACCAAUGCGUCCACCGCGUCCUGGCUUCUCAUGGAUUCACCAUGGCUCAGUCGGACAACUGCGUGUUCUACAAGCCAGGUUGCGUCGUCUGUGUCUACGUCGACGACUUUCUUGUUGCGGCAGCAAACAAACACGAAAUCCACCAAGUGCAGCAAGCAUUGCAAGCGGAGUUCCAGCUCAAUGAUCUGGGCAUCCCACAAUCAUUUCUCGGGAUCCAGUUUGACCACCAGGUUGACGGAUCUGUAUCCAUUCACCAACACCAGUACAUCCAGAAGGUGCUGUCGGAUUUUGGUAUGGAGAACUGUCAGCCGAAGUCUACGCCGAUGAACCCUAAGCAAAGCCUGAAUUCUCGCGCAGAGGAGGAACCUCCGGAUGAAGAAGCAAAAGUUCGCUACGCGACUGCUAUCGGCUCGCUCAUGUAUUUGAUGGUUGGCACGCGACCAGACAUCGCGUUUGCGCUAGGAAUGUUGAGUCGCUUCACAUCCCGACCGCAAUCUCAUCAUCAAGUCGCCCUUCAGCGGCUGCUACGCUACAUCACAGCCAUACAAUCAUACCGGAUCACCUACCGCAGCGGGCAAUUGAUUGGAUACACAGAUGCCGAUUUUGGUGGCUCUGUCGUCACUGACGGUGCCUACUCAACAUCUGGCUAUGUCUUCCAACUUUCAGGCGCGCCAGUUUCCUGGUCUUCUAAGAGACAGGGGGAAGUGGCCACAUCUAUAACCCACGCCGAGUAUAUCGGACAGUACAAUGCUAUUCUGCAUUUACAGUGGCUUCGCACCUUUCUGGCUGAAACUCACCUGUACCGCUCUCCAGUCACCAACAUCAUGGCUGACAAUCAGUCUGCCAUUGCUCUCUCUCGCAAUCCUGAGUUCCACAAACGAACGAAGCACUUCAAUGUAAAGUUUCACUACCAGCGUGCCGUGCUGGACACUGGCGAGAUUGGGCUUCAGUAUGUUCCGACCGAGGAACAGGCCGCGGAUGGUCUCACCAAGCCCUUGGGACCUACAGCCUUUGUCAAGUUCUGUAGUCUCUUAGGAAUCGACGCCUCGGAGAUUCCAAGGCAACAUGCAUGA